AUGAAUAGAUUAUUUAUAACUAAAUGCAGCAUAAUUGUACUGAAAAUUGUUGUUACUUCUUUGCAGUUGGUGGCCACCUUAGGUAUGAUAGUUUUCAACGCCCUCGAUUACCUGAUGCCCAUGGAAGAGGAACGAAAGUUGAGCCGUCCGUUGGAGUCUCUCAUCGAGAGGAUGACUUCCGCUCAUUCCUUCACCGGGAACGACUCUUGUGAGGAAACAGACUCCUCUUCCCAGAAUGCUGACGAGGGCAUCGAGCAAGACUCAGGAGAGGAUGACCACAUCCUACACGCCAGCGACGAUGCCGAUAUUGACGUGAAGCAUCACAAGGGGCUAUCCUUUAUCCAAGUCAUGGAGUUAUGCGCCAAUAACCUAGCCAGUCCUGAACAAGCAGAUCCGCACUAUAAAGCUGUCUGUCGGGCAUUAGUAGCAGAAGUUCUGGAGUUAACUACUUUCCUUGAAAAUAUAUACAACAGAACACAGAUAUUACAGUUUUCCGAUGCAGAUGAAACAGACAGCCGGACUUUAGAAAAGUUAAAAAUUCAGGACUGGGCAAGACUUUGGAUGCAAGUUAUACAUCAACUUAGGCAAGGAGUUAAGUUAAAGAAGGUAGAUACAGCACAAAUACAUCAUCCCAUUGAAUAUGAACUUACUCCUUAUGAAAUGCUCCUCGAUGAUAUACGGUCACGUCGGUAUAAGCUUAGACAAGUUAUGGUGAAUGGUGACAUUCCAUCAAGAGUCAAAAAAGAUGCACAUGCUCUUAUCCUUGAGUUCAUUCGUUCUAGGCCACCUUUAGUUCCAGUAUCAAAACGUAAAUUACCUCCUACUCCACCAAGGCAGCUGACAUUAUAUGAAAAACUGAUGGCUUCAAUUAAAAAACAGCAUAAGUUAAAACCAACGAAGCCUCCAAAUGGGGAUAGUAAUAAAAGAAAAAUUGAGACAUCUCGAACAAAGCUAGAAGAAUCAGACGAAACACCACAAACUCAAAGACGACUGAUCAAAGCAGACAUAAAUUUAGGAUUUUUUUCCAGUUGCGAGGACAUAGAUGAUUUACCUCAAAGUCCUUUAGAUGAACCUCAGUCAUUACCGUUUGAAAACAGGAACAAUCCUGAUUCUUCUCUUGAGAGGAGUAGUAGUCAAACAGAAUCACUGAGCCCAUCUGAACGAAGGCAUAGUAUAAGUGUAUGUGAAUCUCCUCCGAAGUCUUGUGAUCAAACUCCUUUAGAUGAAAUAACACCCAAUGAUCAUUUCUCAGUAUUUUCUGAGCGUUCUAGUCAAUCGAGGUCGGAUUACUGGAAAUCUUCACAAUGGCAAUCUCUUGAGUGCCUAUCAUUAACGCUUGAGGAGGUUGUGCACAUUCGAAAUGUUCUCACAAAAGCCGAAUUAGAAUCACUUAUAGUGAAUCCAGCGCUUUAUGAGGAUAUUCGUAAGGGAAAAGUAUGCUUCACGUGUAAACAAGUUCGUUUCUCUUUUUUUGGGCAGUGGGGUGUAAAAUGCAAAAUGUGCGAAAGAUCAGUCUGCGAUAAAUGCAGUAGUAAGAUGCGCAUUCCAACUGAACAUUUUGCAAGAAUACCUGUGUAUAUGCUCAGUCCCACUCCCAGUCCUCCUCCAGAAGAAGAAUCUAGUCACUCUUUCUGGAAGUUCUCAGAUGUUUUUGGAACUUCCGAAGGGAAGGAAAAUUCUCAGGCUACUCCAAAAGUAACAAGGCAAAAGACAACUGUUGAGGAUGUUCCAGCGAAGAGGAGGCUUACCUUUCGUCAUUCCGAAUCUGUACAUGUGAUAGCUAACAAAAAAGAUAGAAACUCAUUACCUGCGGCCCCCAGAAAGAGGGCACCUUUACAACGAUCUAAAACUCUUGUACCUUCUGAAACAUUAAAUGAAAAGAACAGUCCGUGUCAAGACGAUAAAAUGAAAGGACCUAUAGAAUCAGUUUGUCGUGAGUGCAAAGUAAUGGUCUGUAAUAUCAUAUUGGCCAGUCAGGACAAAGUGAGCUUCAAACAAAGGAGGAAACGAAAUUCAAGAACCUGGCCGCAAAAAAGAAUGCAUAUCACUAAUGGAAGCUAUACAAAAUAGUUCAUAGUAAAAAAAAAAAAAAAAACUGAUGUAUAUGAUGUAUUAAAAACGAUGUAUCCUGUGUUUCUACUUUUGAAGUCUAACUCUGUAAAAAAGUAUGCAGAUAUGCUUGAACCUUCUAAAAUGCAAGUUCUUUCCUAUAAUCAAAUGUUUUGUGGAUUAUGGAAGUGGACUUUUAAAUUAAGCAUUUUACUGAAGAAUUUUUAAGUUUUGCUCUGUUCUAACAAUUGUUACAAAUUAAUGUUAUGAUAAGUUUUGUCAAACAAAACCGUUUUGAGUCAACAUUAAUUUCAUAUUAAGUUGAUUCUGUGCAUCCUUUUACAAAGAAAUCACAAUUUUAUGCAAAGUACUCAGUUGUGUUUGGAGAAAAGUGGUACAUUUCAUAGCAAAACUAAAAAAAUAUGCAUAUUUUUAAAAUUUCCCAGUAAUUCCUGCACGCUUUCUGUAUUUUGUGUAAUAAAAUUUCAUUUAAAUGUUAAUAUAUUUAAUUUAAUUUUGAUUGUAGUUAUGUUUAGUAUUUUUCUCUUAAAAAUAUUUAUUCAUUUUUAAAAAACUGAUAUGCAUGUUAAGUACACAUAUUAAAAGAUAAAUACUUACAAGAAUAUAAUCCUACUGUGCAAAUCAUAGGAUUUUAAACGUUUUAAAUUCUUCUAAGGUUGUAUAGUUUCAGAUCAGCAGCAAGUGUAUGUAGCGUGAUUCAUAUUUUAACUGUAUUCUGGGAAAGAGGGAUGGAAUAACUAGGUUUAGAAUUCUUAUAAUUACAAUUUCAUUCACUGCAACUUUCAGAAAUUUUAUGGGAACUGAAUCAUUAAAAUUUAAGAUGAUUUGGUUCAUAACUGAAAUAAAUUUAUUAAUUAUUCUAAAUAUGAAUCAGAUUUCUUAUUUGAUAUGUUAUUAUCAAAUAAGAAUCAUUUAGAUGUCUAACUAUAGGUCAAAGAAAGCAUCAUAAAAAUAACGAAAAUCUUAGAAUAUAAAUUUUGAAAACGUUUUCCCUAAUUUGAUUUUUUCCAUUUGCGUGAUAUUUUAAUGGAUAUAUUAUACAAUUUCAUAUAUUUUAUUGUAUAAAUUAACGCAGCUGAUUAUACAAUAUUCAGUAAAUGAUUAUUUGUUCAUUUCAUAACCUUUGGAAAAACUUUGAAACUUCUCAUUUUUUUUAGUAAAUAUUGUGAUGCAAUUUCGGACAAAAUGUUAGUAAUCAACUGCUGAUAAUCGAUUAAUUAAAACUGUUAGUAAUUUUAAACCUAAAUUAUGCUGGGAGAUGUUUUAUAUUUUUGAGGUACAGAAUGUUCUGUUUCAACAGUGGUUGAAAUAUACAUAGAAUACAGAGCAAAAAUUUUCAUUCUGUCUUUUUUAAAAUUUGAUUAAAUACAUUUUAAUUUUACUUUUAAUGUUUAAAAGUGAAUUUUUUAUAUCCCAGUGGGAAAAAAAUUAAUAAAUUUUAAAAGAACUGUUAGAAUACUUUUUCUUAAUACCUGUGAGCAAAAUAGGUAAGCGUGGAAAAAUACACCAGACAUUUUUAUACUUUUACUGUUGUUUUAAAAUAUGCGUAUUUAAGAACUGUGUUUUAUGAAAACAAAUAUAAUGGCCUACUUUAUUGUUAAAGAAAUUGUUUUUCUAGGGAAGAAAAAAAUAACUUCCAUCUGCUAACUACUACUUUCUUCUAAAGAAAAGAAGAAAAUAUUGCCCUUACGUUCCUCUUAAAUACCAAUCUGAAGUUUCAAAAUUAUAGUUGUUGUUAACUAAUUAAUAUUUUGUUGAAAAAUUAUGCUAUACGAACGAGCUUUUCAACUGGCGCGCCUUUCUUUAAAUUGUUCUUAGUACGAUUUACAAAUGCUUGACAAAAUGAGAAUUUUUUUAAAAAAAUUGGCUGUAAUAUAUAUAGUCUCAGAAGCAGAAUAUUAUGUAUAUAAUUUUUGAAAUAUACAUUUUAUCAAAAGUGAAGGAAUGGAAAUUAUUAUAUUUCUUAGUUCAGGAGUUCAUCAGAUUUAUGUAUAUAAAUAUACCCGAAAUUUUAAUUUGGCAGUGUGUUAUUAAAAGUGAGUUAAGUUAUUUAUGAAGUUAAUUUUGCUUGCAUUGUGGCUUGUAGACUUUUUUUAAAUUGCAACUCAAAUGGUGAGACCAUAAUCGUUAGGUACUUUAGGCUGUACAGUCAGUGACUGUUUUGUAUAUAGUAUAUAUUUGCUACUAGUACCUUCCUUAUAAUGACUGUUUGUAUAUAUUUGUAAAAUAUUGAGGUACUGUAUGUACGUUACUUAAAUUGUACAUUUGUGACAUUAUGUACUGUUUUAUGUCUGCAUUAAAUAACUAAUUAAACUCA
Molecule: messenger RNA, 4387 nt
Organism: Stegodyphus dumicola
Lineage: Eukaryota; Metazoa; Arthropoda; Arachnida; Araneae; Eresidae
Gene: spir
Product: spire type actin nucleation factor
Biological process (GO): cleavage furrow formation; actin filament network formation; Golgi vesicle transport
Cellular component (GO): cytoplasmic vesicle membrane; cell cortex
Molecular function (GO): microtubule binding; actin binding
Source: RefSeq, a predicted model, not a curated record